Ustilaginoidea virens is the source of this 1620-nucleotide messenger RNA. RefSeq lists its product as uncharacterized. The record is from RefSeq and is a predicted model, not a curated record. Gene Ontology annotation, cellular component: nucleus; cytosol; ribonucleoprotein complex. The coding region runs from base 1 to 1620 and encodes 539 amino acids. The transcript is spliced from 7 exons. NCBI's taxonomy places the organism in Eukaryota, Fungi, Ascomycota, Sordariomycetes, Hypocreales, Clavicipitaceae. Gene Ontology annotation, molecular function: poly(A) binding; mRNA 3'-UTR binding; poly(U) RNA binding.
AUGGACGCCGGAAGCAAUAUCGGGGCAGCAUUUCUCCCCAACCCCACUGGACGGCACUUACAUGGCCACGUUGCUGCGCACCCAGCGGUAGAUUCCAUGUUAAGUCAGUUUGCAGGACUUUCCUUGGGAGGGCUGGGGAUUCCUAGCAACACCGGACCAAUGCCCAUGGGUGCUGGUCCCGCUUAUGUCCUCGGACCAGACGGUCAAUAUGUUCUUGCUCCAAUGAAUCAUCAACCUCUUGGCAUGAACCAUGGAAACGAGAACCCAUAUUCAGGCUUUGGAAUUCCUGCCGGCACCUACGGUUCUCCAUACGUUGGUCUUCCCAUGCCUUUAAUGCCUUACACCCCCGGAAGACCAAAUGUUGCCCAGCCUCGGGUAGACCGUGGUCCUUCAGAGGUGCCAGGCCUGGAGAACCGCCGUGGAUCUUAUUCCACCACUGAAUCGACUCCCGCCACUCCCUUCUAUGGAACAGUUUCGCAGCGUGAUGUUGGACCCCGGGUUGCGAGUCUCGAUCGAUCAGCUUACACCACCCCUUCUCCGCAGCAGUUGGGACUCCCAGCCCUUCAGACUGACAUCACCAAGCCUGCCAUUGCGGUUGUGCCGGAUCGUACAAUCGAUGAUUUUCUGAAGCAGGACCCUGCUGUCCCAAGGGCUGUCCCUGCGGUUUUCACACCACCGAGCCAGAUGAAGAGUCUUGAACAAAGUCUCGAAAAUCGAAUUCCAGGAAACCGAAAUGUCUACAUUCGUGGACUUCAUCCAACCACGGAUGACGAACUUCUCUACAAAUUUGCAUCACGCUUCGGACCUGUCGAGACUUCCAAAGCUAUUAUCGACACCGGAACGGGAGCUUGCAAAGGGUUCGGCUUCGCCAAGUUUUUCGAUGUCCAGGACUCAGAAAUGUGUAUUCGUGGAUUCCAUCGGCUUGGCUACGAGGUUGGCUUUGCGAGAGAAUCCUUUAAUUCGCGGCUCAAGGCUGAGGGAGAUGAAGGCUCUACGAACUUGUAUAUAUCCAAUUUGCCAAAGACCUUGACCGAAGUUGAACUUGGUGCAAUCUUCAUGGGCUGCACUAUUCUUUCAAGCAAAAUUCUCCGCGACAGCAUGGGAAACAGUCGCGGCGUUGGAUUUGCUAGAUUUGAAAGUCGAGAAAUCUGCGAUGAAAUUAUCAGAAAGUACAACGGUUUGGGUGUCGGUGAGGAGGGACUUCUGAUGAACAUUCGUUAUGCCGAUACACCGUCUCAGAAGGAGCUUAAACGAGUAACGGCUGAACGGCGACAAUUUCGUACAAACGAAUACAAUAUUGGGGCUUACGGUACACCCCUUGUGGGAAUGAGCCCUACGCUUUAUAAUCAGCAGUCUCAGUGGCGUCGCGCCCUUCCGGUUUCUCGGAGUGGACUUUCUGCUUCGUCAAACGAGGAUGGCAAUGCAAUGAAGCACUCGGGGACCCGACGUGGAUUAUCCGAGAUCGCUACGACCGCGAAUGUAAACGUGACAGCUCCUGCAUCCAUGUCUUCGGACAGUGAUGAAAGUGUAACGGUUCACGCAGACGCAACUGCCGUCGUGGCCGUCACCAAUGGGAAAAGAUCACCUUCUCCAACUGGCACUCAACGAAAUGAGAAGUAA